Effrenium voratum is the source of this 633-nucleotide messenger RNA. The record is from the annotation of a GenBank genome assembly. Lineage: Eukaryota; Dinophyceae; Suessiales; Symbiodiniaceae.
AUGGGCAGAUUGCCAGAAUUCAGCCCACUUGAAGCCAGCCUCAUUGCAAAGCUCGUUUGCGCUGCACCGUCAAAGACUCGCCACGCGCCAAUCAAUGCAUCAUACUGCCGGCGCAAUUGCCUGUCAGAUGGCCAGGUCAAGCAGCGAAUCGCUUUGCCCACAAGGACAGCGCUGCCAGGGCACCAGACACCAAGAACUCAUGCAUUUGCAGAGCAUUUCGUCUUGGCCGGGCAGCUGGUAGAGUUGUCGCGAAAAUUGCAGGGCAGAUUACCUUGGCGUGUUGGCAGCGUGCUGAAAUUUUUGCCAGACAUUCUAUCUCGAGCGCGCAGGGCGUGUAUCUUCUCGGAUGUGUUGCAGUUGCAUGUGUCCAAGACAUGCUGCAGGGCAUUGCGUUUGCAUGCUAGCAGCGUCCGAGAUGCAUUCCAGGAUUUGGCGCGCAACGUAUUUCAGCCACUGUGUACUGGCAGAGUUGUCGCAGAACCCGGUGAAAAUUGUAGCGCAGAUUACCUUGGCGUGCUGGCAGACUUCCAGAUACUUCCAUCUCGCGCGCGCUCGCGGGGCGUGUAUCUUUUCGCAUGUGUUGCAGUUGCAUGUGUCCAAGACAUGCUGCAGGGCAUUGCCCUUGCAUGCUAG